AUGAAAGCGCUGGUGUCUUUCUACAUGUCCACUUGUCUGUUCGCAAUAUCUGUCGUUUUUAACAACUCCUCGUUUUACCUCCUGCCGUGUGAUGCCUUUCCAUUUGGGGUUUCCGAAAAUAAAUACAUUCAGGCUUUCCCCGAUUUCCACCUCUUUUACGAAUAUGUGGACGUCAGAAGUGAUGACUCCCCAUCUGAAUUGGGGCUCGCACAGAAGGAAAGGAAGAGAAGCCGAAAAGUGCUAUUCCAGUCCGAUAAAGUAGUGUCUUAUAAAAAUUGCGGACUCAGUAGCGGUGCAAAUCACGAGCAGGAUUGUGAAAAUAAUUAUGAAAAGCACAGCGUACACAAUUACGUAGAGGAUUAUCCUCAGGGAAGUCGUAGAAACUGUAUCGCUACCCACGGGGAAGGAACGCGAAGCGAACUGUUCCAGAACAGGUGUGCUGCAAUGGGGUUAAAAUUUUCUCAGCGCCUGAGUCAGAUGUUCCGUUGGUGCCUCCCCGGUAGUUCCAACAUUGGGAAUGGAUUUGAAACUAUCCAUUUUGGUUUCCCCGAUGCUUACACCUUUGGUGGAAAGCGGAUUCUUAUGUGUAGAGAGGAUUCUGAUGACCAUAAGCUGGACAGGCAAAUCAGUAACAGUAGCAAUGCGUGGAGUAAGGACAGCUCAGAGGUCGCACUUUCCCCUUCUAACGAGCUGUGCCAAAAUAGCGACCUGAACCUGAUCCAAGAAAUUUACGAAUACGAGAUUUACCCAUUUCUGAAAGGACUCCUCAGGAAGAACUUGCGCAGAAGAUCCCCUCAUGUUAUAAACAAAUCAGAGACAUAUUUUUCCGGCUGCACAGAAGGGAUUGCAUCCAAGAGAAGCGAAAACGUUCAAGUAGGAGAACAUAUUGUGUUGUAUCACCCCUCCCGUAGACAUCGAAACGAUAUAUUCAAUCAGUCCAAAGGGAUCAACCGGAAAAAGAAGAAGAAGAAGCAUAGGAAAAGGGGGAAGGAAAACAAGUCCGAUGGGAUGGCAAAUACUCACAGAACAGGGAAUAAUUCUUACCUAAAACAAGAUGAAGAUAAAGAUGAUGUGCACAUCCCUGCAGAAAUGCAUUACGUCUAUACCAUAAAGAAGAAGCUGCUGCGCAACGUCGCCUUCUUAAACAUGUUAAAUAAAUACAUUCAGUACAAAUAUCAUUCCAACGGAUUGGUCAAGGUGGGAGAAGAUGCGGGAUAUCCUGGCCACCCCGAGGGGAAGGCAAAGAGGAGCCGCUUCACCCCCUUUCUGGAACAGCAUUACGGGAAAAUCAGCAUGAGUGAAAAAAGUGGGCAGAAAAAAUAUAGCCAUAAAGGGGGCAUAUCCUUUAUUAACAAAAAGGCCAUUGUCAUCUUGGAUCAUUUAAAAAAAGAAACCUCAUAUCUGGUCGUCUCCUACGUGGUCGAGGAAGAAAAGGCUCAACUGCUAAACUUCACAGAAUAUUUUGUCCCCCUGAAGGUGCCUGUAUAUAUGCGAAGUUUUAUGGACACCCCUGAGGAGGGCAAUCACGCCAAACAGUACGAACAGAUCGAUGGAUACAUUUCCCCCAAUGCAGAUCAUCUGCAUUGGAAGGAAGAUAUUUGCUACUAUAACUAUGGAGACAACUGUAUGGAAUAUUUAAAGAAUCUCUUUUUAAAAACAUGCAAAGUAGUCGUGCAUCCUGAUGGUGAGGUCAACAAGCGGAGGGAAUUCUUGCAUGUGAUGAACCCGGUAGGGAGGACGUGCCUCGUAAAUGAGCACCAUAAGUAUAUGCAGGAGAGAGAGACAGAAUUGCCAAGGGGGGCAAAAAAAUGCAAUGAGGAGGAUAACCAAAAAGUGGGUCAUUCACACGGAAGUGUAGCGACAAAAGGGAGGGAGCCCCAUUUCUUGCGGUUGUAUGCCCAUUUGGCCCACAUGAAAGGAUUUCACUGUUUUAACCGCUGGCUAUUUCGCUUGUUUCAGGUGUACAGGGGUCUGUACCAGAGUGGGAAGUUAAAAGGUGAAGGGGAAAGUCGGAGGGGAUCCACGGGAAGGGAAGAUGACCCCACGCAGGGGCUGCACGUCGAUAAGGCGUGGGAGCCACGCAGAAGCAGAGCAAACGACGCCAUCAACGUGAGCAAUGCCAGUAACACCAGUAACGCGAGAAACGUCGCUAACUUCAGCAACGUCAGCGAAACCAGUGACUUCCCUAACCACGCAAAGAGAGGUAACAUGACUCAUCGCAGGGAAUACAUAGUCAGCACGUACGCCAGAUCGGACGGCGGGUACCACUACUACCUGAUCAACUACAACAACCAGAAGUACAUUUUCGAGGUGAGCGCUAACUCAGACCUGUAUAGCAGACCGCACACUAGAAGUAAAAAAAACAGAGAAGACAUGACAGACACAGAAAGGGCCAUAAUAGAAAAUAUGAAGAAAUACAUGGAGGAAGGAAACAACUUCUCCGUGUACAUUGAUGACGUACCUCCCCCAAAAGUGUAUGACAAGGGCUGUAACAAAUUUAACACGAUAAAAUGGGCGUUGAUUCUCUUCUUCAUACCGGCCUGGUUAUUACUAAAUGUGGUGUACAUUGUGUAUGUGAAGAAUGUAUGGAGACAGAUGUUGAACCCGUUGUAUAGACUCAUGUUGUCUCCGUCGAUCAUUCGACUCGCAUCCUACAUCAUGCUGUUACUUUUCUGCAUGAUUCAGUUCCCCUACAAGAAUAGACGCUAUGUGGAGUAUACUAUUUUGUCAUAUAUGGCUCUGAACACCAUGUUCAACACCAUCUUUUAUGGCAACCUCAUUCUUAUAAGUAAAGGGUACAUGAUAACAAGGGGCAAAUUUAGCAGAAGGGAUAGCCUAUCCCUAACCCUACUUAUUAGCAGCAUAUACAUUUUAACCUCUUUUAACCAGCUAAAUGUCAUUAAUGAUACUCCCAUAUUGAUCUUUAUCAAUGUCAGUUUGCUCCUAGUCCUUGUUGUCAACACCAUAUCGAUUCAGAAUUUUCUAAAAUUGAAGCUGUCCUUUGUCAGAAGUGUACGAAUGAUGGAUUCCUGGGAAGAGUCACUCAGAAUAAAAUUGAGCAUGUAUAGAAUGUACCUCCUCAUCAUUGUUAGCUUCUUCAGCUUAGAAAUUUUACUGCACUUGCUAAAAGCCAUGUUUAAUUUUUUAACGGGGACUGUCAUCCUGAUCGAGUACGCCUUCGAGUUGAUUAUGUGGUGCUGCGUGUUGUACGUUUUUAGACCCCGGGGUAACGUGCUCUACUUUUCUCUCCUGUAUGAUAAUUUCACCUUUAAUAUAAUGCCACUCUACGUGGCGAAGACGAGCGACGGGAUGUUCGACACGGUGAGCGAUGGCAUGCUCGAGACGAUGAGCCAGAAACAGUGGCCUCUCCCGGGCGCACACUUUCCCAUUUUUAUUUUAAACCCCCGGGAGCACACCGACCAGAAUUACCUCUCGCGCAUGGCCGUGGGGUGGCCCCUGGUUGUGCACCACGCGAAGAGGUAUAUCUGA
Molecule: messenger RNA, 3489 nt
Organism: Plasmodium inui San Antonio 1
Lineage: Eukaryota; Apicomplexa; Aconoidasida; Haemosporida; Plasmodiidae
Exons: 1
Coding region: 1-3489 (1162 amino acids)
Source: RefSeq, a predicted model, not a curated record